UUAACAUCAUGGCGGCGUCACUACGAAAAUAUGAGCUGAUUUUCGGUGAUUGAAAACUUCCAGGAAAAAAACAGAUGUGAACAUGCAUAGCGACAAGAAAAUAACCAAGGAAGAUACAUGGAGACCAGCUGACCUGAGAAGACAUAUCAGGGAAGAAGGACAUGGUGAUGACUAUGUCAGGAGGAGAGAUGACAAGGAGAGAAAGCACCGAGGUGGGGAAUCCGUAGAGAGACGCCGCAGAGACCCGGAGAAGGAGUCCAGACGAGACAGAGACAAGCACAGGGAAAGGGAGGGUACGAGAGAAAGAAGAGAUGAAGACAGAAAAGACAGAUAUGCUGAGCGAAGUAAAGAGGCCUCACGGGACAGGAGAGGUGAUAAAGAAAGGGACCGAAGAGAUGAGAGGGACAGAGACACAGAGAAGAGGAAGGAACGGGACACACUGGUAGAUGGAAAAAGGCACAGUUAUGAUUAUAGAGAGAACAGUUACAGUAGGCGGAAUAGAGAGGAAAAACAUGAUAGGGAAAGAGAGAAGGAAAGACACAGAGAUAAAGAGAGAGACAGGGCAAAGGAUAGAGAGAGACACAAUGAGGAGGACAGGGACAAGAGGAGGGAAGAGAGAGACAAGGAAAGAAGGAGAGAGGAACAGCAUAGAGAGCACAAGAUUGAGAGGGAGAGAAAGAGACAUGAAGAAAGUGGAGAAGGAGGAAGAGAUCAGAUAGAAAAGUAUGAUAGAGAACAAAGAGACCGGCAUCGGGAGAGAGAGCGACACAAAGAUGAUUAUGAAGAAAAGAGGAAUGACAAAGACAGACGGGAAAGACAUGGAGACAGGAAGCAUUCAGAACGGAAAGAGGAAAGAGAGAAUAGAGAAGAACACAGAAGACAUAAAGAGGAGAGAGAAAGGAGACACAAAGAGAGAGGAUAUCAUGAUGAAAACCUGAAGCGUGACGGUGAAUCCAGGGAGCAUCAAGACUUGAAGAGGUCAGGUGAAAAGGAAAGGCAUCAUCGUGGUGACAGAGAGCGAACCGAAUGGGACAAACACAGAGAGAGAAGGCACAGAGAGGAAGAAGAUCCAGAGAAAAAACACAAAGAGAGAAGGCACAGAGGAGAAGAAGAUGACCCACAGAAAAAACACAAAGAGAGAAAGCACAGAGAGGAAGAAGAUCCAGAGAAAAAACACAAAGAGAGAAGGCACAGAGAAGAUAAAGACCUAGUAACAAAUCAUGCAGAAAGAAUCAGCCCCAAGAAAUCAGCCUCUGACAAAAGUCAUAGACAUGAGACUAAUGCAGUAGAAACAGAGGAAGUUGAGAUCGUGUCUGAGCACUGGACAACUAGUGUGAAAGAUGUAGGAGACACAGAAGAGCUAGUUGUCAACAAUGAAGAUUUAGUUGACCAGGAAUAUGAGGAUGAUUUUGAGGACUAUGAGGAAGAUUUUGAGGAGCUGGAUCAGAGUGAAAAUGAAGGUGAUGAUGAGAAGGAGCCGGAGUUUCCACAAGUGGGAGAAGAAAGAGAGGAACCUAUGACACAAAAGAGAAAGGAGAUAGAAGCCAUUCAGAGAGCAAUGAAUGAGGAGAAUGAGAGAGUUGGAACAACUCAGUCCAGACAAAGUAUGAGCAGAGGAGAGGAAGACACGCCUAAACGGUCCAGAGGAUCUGAGAAGAACCAGAGUCGAGCCUCUUCACGUGGGAGGUUUAUUGACUUUGUUGCAGCAAAACAGCGCGACGUGAGCAAGAAAGUUGCCACAAAACAAAAGAAACGCAGCACAGAGCUCCUUCGCUUAAUUGAUCUGGAUUUCUCAAUGACAUUCUCCCUUUUGGAUCUGCCUCCCGUCAAUGAAUAUGACAUGUAUAUUAGAACCUUUGGAACUGCAAAUACCAAACAGGCUUAUGUUCAGUGUAAUGAGGAUAAUGCAGAUCGAGACAUUCAAACAGACGAGAUAGAAGUGUGUGAGAAGUGGACGCAGCAUCCUCCAGAGCACAAUGGAGCCUGUGGAGAUCCAAACCUCUCUCAGGAAGCGCGAGAAAAAAACAUGAAUGAGAUGAACUUUGAUUCCCAGCGUCUCACAGCAUUCCUGCACUCAGCCUCACAGGUCAUGGUUGUCCUGUUGGAAGAGGUUCAAGCGGAGAGAAAAUCCCGGCAGAAGUUGAGGACUCAAACAGACACACUGUCUUUCAGCGAUGGAAGUUUACAGCUCAACACUAAGUUGCCUUUUCUUUAUGGUCGCCACAUCAGCCUGGUGCACUUCUCUCAGGUCCAGAGACACACCAUGAUGUCAGUCCACACGCCUACAACUAAGCCCAGCGCUGUGCGUCUUGACAGCUUCACCAUCAUCUGCAUCUGGAACAUCUGGGAGCCAUCCAGACCUCAGAAGAUCCUUGUCUACGAAUCUGAGGUGCAGUGUUGCUGUUUCAGCCCUGGAAAGGCCAUAUUGGUGUUUGCAGGCACAUCAGUUGGCUCUGUGCUGCUGUGGGACCUGAGGGAGCAUGCUGGUAAUCACUACCGCCUGAAGAUAGGGGAGGAUGAGUGGACCUUCAGACAGCCUACCUUCUCCACCGAUGCAGUAAUGGGCGGCUCAGGCCAUUUCUCAUCUGUGACGUCUGUAGAAGUUGUCCCCUCCACUGUAGCGGGGGGGCUGAGGCCAGAUGUCCCCCUGUUGGCAUCUGAGGAAGAGUCAUCAGGAUUGUCAUUCCAGUUGGCUUCUCUGGAUGAAAGCGGGGUUUUAAAUUUCUGGGUGGUAGUGGAACUCCCAAAAGCCAACGAGGCAGGCUCUCCAACAGAUCUAGGGCUCAGGCCUGGGGGCAAAAUAAAGUUGCUUCACAGCUCUUCCCUACGCACUGCUGAGAGGGUGUCACCACGAGAUGCAGUGAAGACCGGGCCAUUACAGACUCUUCAUUUAAAGUUUCUUCCAACUGACUCCAAUCAUUUCUUUAUUGGCACCAAUAUGGGUCUGGUCAGUCAUGGAACGAGUCAUGGUUUGAAGGCUCCUCCAAAGUUUUACAGGUUUCAGGGGGCUGGAGUUCGACCUGUUGAUGUCAGCUCAAUCCACUUUUCUCCCUUCAGACAAAACUUGUUCUUGGUGGGUUGUACGGAUGGCAGCAUCAGGCUGCAUGCAGUCAGCCAUGAACAGCCUGUGGCAGAGUGGAAGAACAGUACAGCAGGUGAAGCGGUGGUCUCACUGCAGUGGACCCAAACCAGGCCGACAGUCUUCUGUGUUCUUGAUGCAGUCUCUAACCUCCACAUAUGGGACCUGAUGAAAAAUGACACAGAGCCUGUGGUCACUGAGAGGAUGUCUGCGGAUAGAGUGACAGCCAUGGCCGUGUUUGGAGACUCAGGACAACAAAACACAUAUUCAGGAAUAGCCCUGGUGCAUGAGUCAGGAAAAAUAGAAAUGCACUAUUUCACAAGAAAUUUUACCGUGCCCGUUCCUGCAGAAGAGGAGAAGUUGGAGAGUAUGAUGACUGAAGGCUUCUGAAUUGCUGCAUCUGAAAUGGCUGCAUUUAGUCUGAAAUGACUGCAUUUAGACUGAUGAUUUGCUGCAUUUUUAAACUCCUGAAGAGCAAAGAUCAAUUUAUAGAUCUGUUUUCUGUCUAUUUGUAUAGUAUAUGUCAUAAUUAAAUUUGAUAUGUGUUAGGUUUUUCUUCUGAAACUGAUGACACAUGGCUAAAAUUUUCACAUUAACAUAGCAAUAAGAGGAAUGUGGCUGAAUACCAAAGAUCCUAUAUAGGGGCCACGGUUCAUUUAAUAUCCUCCAUAAAAUGUUAUAAGAAAACAUAUAAUGUAAAAUUUUGUUGAUGUAAAUAUUUAUACUCUUUGACUGAUGAAAUAUUUGUAUGGUGGUAAUGACUUUAACUUUUGUACAGUAAACUAUGUAAAUCUUUA
Messenger RNA from Seriola aureovittata, 3876 nucleotides. RefSeq names its product dynein 2 intermediate chain 1 (gene dync2i1). Gene Ontology annotation, molecular function: dynein heavy chain binding; dynein light chain binding. The coding region runs from base 83 to 3469 and encodes 1128 amino acids. The record is from RefSeq and is a predicted model, not a curated record. The transcript is spliced from 23 exons. Gene Ontology annotation, cellular component: cytoplasmic dynein complex. NCBI's taxonomy places the organism in Eukaryota, Metazoa, Chordata, Actinopteri, Carangiformes, Carangidae. Gene Ontology annotation, biological process: intraciliary transport.